UAACUUAUGAAUAUCCUUAAAGGACAUCAGUAAGGUCAUCAGGGCUGUCUUUGUUUGCUUGCUCUGCUGCUGCUGCUGUACUUUGUUUUGUUGUCUUGUUCAUUCAGAUUUCGUAUUGUUUGAUCUUGUUCUAUCUUCAUCACUGUAUUUCUCUCUUUUUUGCUCUGUGUGACUCUUAAUUUUCUUGAAAUGGCUACCACUAAACCACCUUCAUCUUCUUCUCCUGAGCUUAGGCACAAAAUGGAGGAGCAGCUCACCUGUCCUGUGUGUCUUGACAACUAUACCAACCCUAAGACUUUACCUUGUCUACAUUCAUUCUGUCAGGAAUGUCUGGAGAGAUUACCACUGGAUAAGAAGAAUAAGACCUAUUACCUCUCUUGUCCUACUUGUCGUCAACGUGCAGAGCUACCAGAUAAAGGAGUUGGAGCCUUUCCUGUAGCAUUCCACCUCAACAACCUCAAGGAGAUGCAAGGUUUACUGAACAACAGGUCGUCAAAAGUACAUAUACCUGCAUUUAAUCCUCCAGAGGUCACAUGUGAUGAUCACGGAAAGCCUUUGGAGCUAUUCUGUGAAACAUGUGAUACAGGAAUUUGUGUUACCUGUCAAUUCGGUGAUCACAAACAUCAUAAAUAUGAAUUGAUCACUGAAAAGUAUGAUCAACACUGUGAAAAGUUAAGAGAAUGUCUAUUACCAGUUGAGAGAAGGAAGGCAGCACUUAAAAAGAUCUUGUCUGCUAUAACAGAGAGAGAGGGCGAGAUCAGAGAGAGAGGAGAAGGAGUUUUGGCAGAAAUACACGGAAUGGUAGAGGAAAUGAUAAAUGUUCUUCGUCGGUCAGAGAGGAAACUGACUGAGCAAGCAAAGAGGGUCAUUGAUUCUAGGCUAAAGGUGCUUUCAGAGCAAAAGGAAUCAACAAAAAAGAGUUUGAAAUUAGUGGAGGAUGUUACAACUUAUGUGGAACAGAAUCUGAAAACAGGCAGUCCUCAACAAGUCCUGGGAUCUAAGAAGCAGAUGAUGGAGCGCAUGAGCAAUGUCACUUUACCAAUCAAUUGGGAAGAGUUAUAUCCAGUAGAAAAAGCUGACUUUGAAUUGAGCAAAGAUAUCAAAUCGCUGCAUCACAUUGGAGAUAUUUUGACCCACUCUUCCACUGCACUACAGCAGUGUAGAGUGAAGAAGGUGGAUCGUAUUACUCCCUCCGACAAAACACUUUCGUUUUUACUAUCAAUGGAGGCACCGGAUUCAUCUCUUUUGUCUGUUCCCCUUUCUUCUCUGAAGUGUAGUCUAGUACCAGUUGGUAAAGGUGAUCAACCCAUUCCAACUACAGUCACUACCACCAGCACUGAUCCUGGAGUGUAUAAGAUACAGUGCAACCCUUCAACCAGUGGCACUCACACAGUAAAAGUACAAGUAUAUGAUGUACACCUUAAGGAUACCUCACUAGUCAUCUCAAUCAGUCCUCACAUUGAUAACAUCUCUUCAGUACAUGUCAUAGAUGAUGUGAAGGGUCCCUUGGGAGUUGCUAUAACUGAGGAUAAUCGUGUUAUAGUAGCUGAGCGUGAUGGUCACUGUGUAACAAUACUCGAUAAAAGGGGAAAGAAAGUGAAAUCAUUAGGUGGGGAAGGAGGAAGAGGUAAUGUCAAGUUUUCUUAUCUUCAUUGUUUGGCGAUUACUCUAGACAAAUUCAUUCUUGUAUCUGAUAGUAAUAGUAUCCAGAAGAUAAGCAUGGAUGGACAGCUUAUAAAAUCAGUUGGUGAGUGGGGCAGUGGACCACUACAAUUCAAUGAUCCUUAUGGUAUAGCCAUUUCACCUAUAACAGGACAGGUUUAUAUUGCUGAUGUAAGUAAUCACCGUAUUCAAGUCUUGAAUCCUGAUCUAACCUUCUCUCAUUCGUUUGGCAGUAAAGGAUCAGGUAAUGGACAGUUUCGAUCUCCAUACGACAUUGCCAUUGACAAUGAAGGAACAGUAUAUGUGACUGACUAUUAUAGUCAUCGCGUUCAGAAGUUCUCUCCAGAUGGGAAGUUUGUGGGUCAGUUUGGUAAUAAAAGAUUCGGCCCUGGACAGCUUAAUUUCCCGUAUGGUAUAACAAUAGAUACUGCAGCUUCUGGUCUAGUGUUUGUUAGUGAAUGGGGCAAUCAUCGUAUCUCAGUCUUCACUAGUGAUGGCGUGUUUGUGAAUAAGUUUGGAAGCAUGGGCCGUAAUGUUAAUCAGUUUGAUACUCCUUAUGGAUUGGCAUUCAAUGAAGAUGGGGCCUUGUACGUUUGUGAUUUUAAUAACAAGCGACUUGUUGUUUACUAG
Messenger RNA from Amphimedon queenslandica, 2292 nucleotides. RefSeq names its product tripartite motif-containing protein 3-like. Gene Ontology annotation, molecular function: zinc ion binding; ubiquitin protein ligase activity; protein binding. The coding region runs from base 190 to 2292 and encodes 700 amino acids. NCBI's taxonomy places the organism in Eukaryota, Metazoa, Porifera, Demospongiae, Haplosclerida, Niphatidae. The record is from RefSeq and is a predicted model, not a curated record. Gene Ontology annotation, biological process: protein monoubiquitination. The transcript has a single exon.